Salvia miltiorrhiza (redroot sage) is the source of this 2399-nucleotide messenger RNA. Its product is annotated as LEAF RUST 10 DISEASE-RESISTANCE LOCUS RECEPTOR-LIKE PROTEIN KINASE-like 2.1. The transcript is spliced from 6 exons. Gene Ontology annotation, molecular function: polysaccharide binding; protein kinase activity; ATP binding. The coding region runs from base 66 to 2207 and encodes 713 amino acids. The record is from RefSeq and is a predicted model, not a curated record. Gene Ontology annotation, biological process: protein phosphorylation. Lineage: Eukaryota; Viridiplantae; Streptophyta; Magnoliopsida; Lamiales; Lamiaceae.
GCUGCAUCAUAUAUAUAUCUCCUCCAAAAAGAGUAUAGACUGCAAAAUCAAUUGCCGUCUAAACCAUGAUCACUCAAAACCUCAUCUUCCUCGCCACUUCAUCUCUCUUCAUUCUCUCACUACUCCAUAAUUUGUUUCAAACCGGUGAAGCAAACUGCACCCCAUCUGCCUGCGGCAUUAUUCGCAACAUCAGCCACCCUUUACGCCUCAAGGGCGAUCCCAGCAACUGCGGUGAUCGCAGAUUUGAGUUAACCUGCGAAAACAAUGUGACCUCCAUCUAUCUUAACUCUCACAAAUACUAUGUCAAAGCAAUCAACUACAGCAACGGCUACGACAACCCCACCAUCAGGCUGGCCGAUGCUUCCAUAAACAAUGACGACCUCUGCUCUUUUCCCACCCUUUCUAUAGAUGCUUACAAUUUCACCUACGAAAAUCCAUAUCCUAUAAAUUACGUAAUUCUGAGUUAUUCUAGUUAUCCAUAUGAUCCCUUGCCUAUUAAUUUUAUAAGCUGCCCAAAUCCGUUGACCAAUUCUUCCCUUUUUACUGAUAUCACUAAUCUUUGUGCCUCUAACUCAUCCAAUCGCAGAUAUGCUUAUAUCAAGGUCGGCCACAUGAAACUCUCAGAGUUACCAUAUAUGUGCUAUGUAGAGGUUAUAGUGAUGACAUCAUGGCAAGAAUUUAAGGAUUUCAACAACGUUUCGCUUUCAGAAAUCCACCAUUCUCUCUUGUAUGGAUUUGAACUCAUGGUUUGCCCCGGGUGUGGAAUACGAAUAUCUACAGAGUCGGUGAAAUUUAUAAAGUUCUUCUUGGAGUUUCUCUUAAUUCUUGCUGUCAUUGUAGGUCUGUUAUGUGCAGUGGCAAGCCCUCCUGUAUUCACCAUCUUUGGAUUUGCCGCUCUAACACUACUCUUAUAUCGUACUACCGGUGUAUAUUUUUUGAGCAUAUAUCUCCGUAAGAAUCCUGAUGUAUCUUCUGUCAGCAAGAUAAUAUAUCUCCCUCUGCGCCAAAAUAUUCCCCUCUUCAUUGGACUGGUAAUAGAUUUCAUCAUCUUGGCGCCAAGGCUUAUUAUUUUUCCAUUGGUGUUGUGGCUUUUGAUCAAAAAAUUUCGGAGAAGGCAUUUGUCUAUAUAUAACAGAAUAGAAAGCUUCUUACGAAGUGACAACAAGCUCUCACCAAUUAGAUAUUCAUAUUCAGACAUUAGGAAAAUGACCAGAGGUUUUCACGAUAAACUUGGUGAGGGUGGCUAUGGUUCUGUUUACAAAGGAAAGCUCCGAAGCGGCCAUGACGUAGCAGUCAAAUUGCUCGGCAAAUCCAGAGGAAAUGGGCAAGACUUUAUGAAUGAAAUUGCUACUAUUGGAAGGAUACACCAUGUGAAUGUGGUGAACCUUGUUGGAUAUUGUGCACAUGGUUCCAAGCGUGCCCUUGUCUAUGAUUUCAUGCCCAACGGUUCCCUUGAAAAGUACAUCUUCAAUCGAGAUAAAAUAACUUCCUUAAAUUGGGAUAGGAAGUUUGAGAUUGCAGUUGGAGUUGCUCGCGGGAUUGAGUACUUGCAUCGAGGGUGUGAUGUUCAGAUCCUCCAUUUCGACAUCAAGCCUCAUAAUAUACUUCUCGAUGAUAGCUUCAUCCCAAAAAUAUCUGAUUUUGGACUAGCGAAAUUUUGCUCUACAGAUAAGAAGGCAGUGACCAUGACAGCUGCAAGAGGAACCAUUGGCUAUGUUGCUCCUGAACUCAUCAGUAGAAGUAUCGGUGCAGUCUCUUACAAGGCUGAUGUAUAUAGUUUCGGGAUGCUGCUUAUGGAAAUGGCGGGAUUAAACAGAGACUUGAGCGGUAACAAUGGUGGUUCCAGUCAGUAUUUUCCAUACUGGAUCUAUGACAGCUUUGAGCAGGGUAAGAAUAUUGAAAUCAUGAAAUUAACAGAUGAAAACGAUGAUAAUGAUGUUACGAGAAAACUUGUUCGGAAGAUGGCAAUAGUUGCAUUAUGGUGCAUACAGAUGAGUCCAAACGAUCGUCCAUCAAUGAAUAAAGUGCUGGAAAUGUUGGAAGCUGAUGUUGAAUGUCUGCACAUUCCUGUCCAUCCGUCACAAUCUACCUAUGUUGCAGUGAAUGUGGAUCAAACUGAAAUUACAUCUUCGACUGAUUCUAUAUCAUUGCAACAUCAUGAUUAUGCUUCGACCAGUGUUGAGAUUGCUCAAGAGUUGCAGAGUUAGCCAUAGUGGAAAAUGGCAUUAUUGAUAUUGUUGUGUGUUUCCUUUGACAAUGUGAUCAAAUGCACUAAUUUCCGCAGUUUCAGAAGUUUUCCCCUGUUAUGAUGUUGAUUUAGGACUACGGUGUUUAUAAGUUUUAGGAUUGUUGGUGUUCUGGGAAAAUAUAUUAAUAAUGCAACUCAUAUUUUUGUUCAA